Paramuricea clavata is the source of this 7401-nucleotide messenger RNA. NCBI's taxonomy places the organism in Eukaryota, Metazoa, Cnidaria, Anthozoa, Malacalcyonacea, Plexauridae. The record is from the annotation of a GenBank genome assembly.
UUUGUUUCUGCGAAAUCGAAAAUCGAAUAUUCUUCGCCACGUUGAAUAUGUGAACAUUUUUUUAAUUUUACUAAUAUUGUGAGUGUUUCUCCGUCGAUUUAAACUGAUAUUGUUUGAGGCAAUACAUGCGGAAAUGUAAAGUGUCUGCAAAUUAUUUCUUAUCCUAAAAAGUUGAAAUGGCAGGUAGGCGGUUGUGUGCUUGGGUGUGUGAUUCAUUCAUAUCUGGUCAUGUUUUUAGUCCUAUUGCUACAUGUUUGAUGCUUCAUAUUUUGUUCUCUCUACAAGUUCAAAUAUCUAAACGACAAUUUUUUGUUACAUCGCUAGGAAGAGAAAACAAGCAAGCUUUUGUGAGUCUUGCAACAAAUAAUGGUUAUGCACUGGGUGCACUGGUUCUUGGUCAUUCUCUGAGAUCUGUCAACACAAACCGCCAGCUGGCUCUCAUGAUUACCCAGGAAGUUGAUUCUCAAGUUAGGUAAGAUAGCAUAGUUAUUUAUUACUACAAUCUUAGCCAGAAACUCUGCGACAGGUUCUGUACGUAAUUUCAUUGUUUGAAUGGCGUAGUGCCCCCCGCCCUUUUCCCCGCCCUUUUCCCCUUUUCUUGAAACAGGGGGUACCACUCCAACUUCCCAGCACCAUUGUAAUAAAACUUAUAUCUCCUAUUUGUGAACCUGUCCUCUUUUCUGUAAAAAAGGUGUGAAAUUAAAAUGAUAUGAUUUGAUCAGUAUAAACUUAGAACUAAAACAUUUAAUUACCAAAUUCUAAACACCAUUGGUCACCACCAAGACAAUCUUAGCCAGAAGCUAUUGGACAUGUGCUGUAAUUUCAUAUAAUUUCAAAAGUGUAGUGCCCCAUCCCCCCAUUUCAAUGUUGGCUGACGAAAGUCAGAUGUCUGGUUGUGAGAUGCCAAAAUUGACAUGGGGAGAUGGAAAAAAUGUAUCACAAAAUGGUAUAUUACAACCAAAUGCAUGUGAAAACUAGAUUGUCCCAAUCUAUAUUGUCAAAGAUUAUAGGUUAUCUGAAAAAUAGUGAAUGCUGCCUUUAGGAAAUGUGGCCCCAUGUACAGUGUGCACAUUUGACAUGCAGGUUUGACUACAUCGUAGGCAUCUGAUGCUGGUAAUGACAAUAAACUUGACAUCUCAUUAAUUAAUUAUGGAAUUCAUUGUAUUCUUCACCAGACAAGUAAAUAGAGAGGAACUAAGAGCCUAGUGUUAGUUUAGUUUUGCUUUCAGGCUGGACAGGCUGUCCAUGCAUGCAUUGAAAUAGUUGAUAAAAAUGCUCUAAUUUCAUUUUCAGACAAGAGUUACUUGGUAUUUGGGAUCGUUUAAUAGUGGUGGAUGUACUUGAUAGUGAAGACAGUGCAAACUUGGCUUUACUUCAGAGACCUGAUCUUGGAAUCACAUUCACUAAAUUACAUGCUUGGAAAUUAGUUGAAUAUGAGAAAUGUGUAUUUCUUGAUGCUGAUACGUUGGUGUUACAGAAUGUUGAUGAUCUUUUCAAUAGACCAGAAAUCUCAGCAGCCCCAGAUAUUGGCUGGCCUGAUUGUUUCAAUUCAGGUGUUUUUGUCUUUGUUCCAUCGAUACAAACACAUGAAGCUCUCAUUGCUCAUGCAUUAGCAGUUGGAAGUUUUGAUGGUAAGAGUAAUUAAGUAUUGUUUGCCUCCAAUUAUAUAGUCAUCCAAUAUCGGUUUUGUUGGCAACAUGGUUAAAUUUCUCUCUCCUCCGCAGAGGCUUUAGUGAAAUGUAUCUCAUCGUAAUAUUAAAUCCUAAGAAAACUAAAGCCUCUGCGGAGGAGAGAGGUUAAAUUUUAUUAGCAGGAUGCUCUGCAUGCAGACUUAAAAUACACCAGAAAUUAUGUCAGCCAUGUUAGCAUGCAUGGAACUUCGUUUCGUGAUUGGUAUGUUGGAUUUAUUAACCGAUGUAAUACUGUACACACUUCCAGAAAGUGCAUCACCUUGGCUAUAGAGCCUUGUUCUUCUGGCGCUUGGCUCUAACUAAUGUCAUGCAUAUACACAAACUUAUAUUUAGCUCAUGUAUCAGUAAUAUAACCUUAUAAAUAAGAAUGGGCAUUGGUCCCAGACAAUUUUUUGAGUUCCCAGGAAAUAUUUCCCCAAGAAAGAAAAAUUGUAAGGAGAAUUUCAGAGGAAAAUUCAUACCAUGACCUCAGAAAUGCAAUUUUAAGUGGAUCCAUCAGUUAGUAGUGUGAUAGUGUAUAAAUAUUGCAUGGCAAAUGCAUUUUAGCCAAUCUGGGACACCUGUUCAAAAUUUUCUGGGGGAGGAUGGAUCUCCAUGAUAGUGUCCCCAGUAGUGCCCUAGCUUUUUUGGCAUCAGUAUUUAUUCUUAGGAUCAACCCUUGGUGCAUGUUAUCUAAAUUAGUUUUAUGUUAUAUUUUAAUUAAGAUUCUUGAGCAGUGAAGGCCCUGACUGACUAUCAAGUUGCUAUAAAUUUACUAUCUAUGGUUUUGUGCAACUACCAAUAUUUGUCAUUCUGGCUCCCACCAAAAACGAAUAUUCUCUGGGUUGACUUGGAAGCCAAACUAAUUGAAGUCCAGACUGCAGAGUUGGACACUUUUCGAUGAGAUGUUGGGUGUGCAAAUGUUAGAAAAUUGAAGUGGAGGUGCGCAAAACAGUUCCCAAGUGCGCACCAAGAUGCAGUCAAGGGCACAAAAAUAUAGCGAGAUACAUGUUAAAAACAAUGCAAAUUAGAGAUUUGAGGGCAGAUUAAAUUGCAAAAAUUGUUAUAAAGUACAGUAGUGUAGCCAGCCCGAUGAUUUAGUCCCGCUAUGCAAAUAUUUUCGUGUUCACUGACUGUGAAAACAAUCAAUUUCUAAAGAAAUGAAUAAUGAUAAUAAUUUUGAAUUUGCAUAGCGGGACUAAAUUGUCAGGCUGGCUACGCCACUGAUAAAGUACACCCCAGGUGCACUGAAGUUUCUGCCUAAUAAUUAUUGAGUGUAACGUUGACCAACUCUGCAGUCUGGAUUGAACCCAAAUAUGGGCAUAGGUGUCUUGCUAUAGAAGUGACUGCAAGAAGUCACUAUGGGCAUAGGUGUCUUGCUAUUUAAGUUGGAAUUGUGAAAGUAUGUUCAAUCAGGGCACUAAUGUGAUGUAACAUCUGAUGUGCAGAGUUCAUCAUAACAAUGUGCUGAUUGUGUUAUGUGUUUGAUUAGGAGGAGAUCAAGGUCUUCUAAAUUCUUAUUUUAACAACUGGUUGCAUCUUGGUCCUGAGCAUCGCUUACCUUUUGUUUAUAACCUCCAUUCCAACUCCAGUUACACUUAUUCACCUGCGUUUAAAAGGUAAAUCAUUUAACAAUUUACUAAUGCUCAAGUUUUAUAUGCAUACAACUUCACAGACAUCUGCAUGCUGUACAAUGACAUCAUUAAGUGAAUACAGCCUCGUUAUACAUUGUUGCAUGCAUGCAUGCACUAUAUGCAUGUAGAAGCACUAGAUUCAUGCACUAAAUGCAUGUAUUAACCUACCCAAAGUGAUUAUGCAAUUACUUUAUGGUUUCCGUGUUUGGAUGACCUGAUCCAAACACGCGGGAAUGUUGCGAGAGUUAAGAAAAGCGCGCGAUACACGAGUGAUUUUGCGCGCUUUUCUUAACUCGAGCAACAUUCUCAAGUGUUUGGAUCAGGCCAUCUAAAAACGGAAACCAUAAAGUAAUUGUUUUAUAAAAUAACAACAACACGAUAGUCUUCCGUGUUUCGAUGGCCUGAUCCAAACACGGGUUUCGACCAAUCAGAGCACGUGUUAUAUACAUGUUAUUUUAUAAGUCAAAUUCAUCAAUAAACAUUGAUUACGAUAGCAAGUAAAGCGAAACUAAUGUCACUACAAUUAUUAUUAGAUUUAUUACAGUGAUUCUACCUUUCCCGCGGUUAUAAGAUGCACGAGCAUGCCUCCUCUGCAGUCUUUUAUUUUGGCACAUACUGAUUCAAUGGCAUACAGUAUAUAAACCAGUGGUUGGAAAAGGAGACUUGAAAUCAUCAGCCAGGGGCUUACAAGAAAUUAUAAAAAAAUAAAAAAAAUAUUUAACAGUAUGAUGUAAUAAAAUAUUUUAUUAUAUUAAAAGGUUCGGCAACGACGUGAAGAUAGUCCAUUUCAUUGGUCGUAAGAAACCUUGGCAAUAUACUGUUAACUUGGAAACUGGUAAAGUUAUUCAUGACCAUGGUAUUAUUUCAGUGACAUCUUCAGAACGUUUUAUUCAACAAUGGUGGGAUGUUUACAAUGAAAUUGCUGCACAUCGUAUAACAGUAAGGCAUUCAUUUCCUUUUCUUUUAUGUUAAACAUUGUUUAGUUCUACUGAUGUCACUUUAAUAAUAGAGAGGUUCAGAUUUUAUUAGGUUUAUAAAAAGGUAUAUGGUUUUCAUGAAAUUCACCCUUGAUACAGUAGCACGCCGAUAUGUUUCCCAACGCUGAAUAAUUCCCAGCUCAUAGUGUAACGGUUUUGGCCAAAUUCUUUGAUGGUGUCAGUUCAAUGCGGCAGCACCGCUGCCAGCAAAUCUUUGAUAAAAUACAGUACAGGAAAUUUUCUUACAUCCGGCAGGAAAUUUUUGUCAGGAAAUUUUCUUACAUCCGGCAGGAAAUUUUUGUCAUCUUAUAUAUUAAAAUACCAUAAAAUUUGCUUGUUGAUUUAAACUUCCAAAGGUAUUUUUGAAAUCAAUUUGCAACACUGCACGUAUGUAUAUGUAGGUUGUGGAUCAGGUACCGAGAGUACGUCCUCAAGGAAGCUUCGAUCAAACACUACUCCAGAUAGGAUCUGAUUCGGAAGACUCGGAAUAUUCAGAAAGUGACAGUAUACAUGAGCUAGAGACAUUAACAGGAAGAUUCAGGACUCAGGACGACCAGCAUGGUCCACAUAAUUUUAUUAUUGCACCUGUAAUACCCCACCUGCACUAAUACCUAAUCAACAUUCUGACGAAAGGUAAAAUGAAUAUAAUCAUUCGUACAUAAUCUAUCAACUAUCAACACCUUCACUAACUUCACAGGUGCUGUACUUGUUUGCUGUAGAGUUAUGGGAUUAAUCACUCAAACUUCCACAUGUAAUACAACGUAUUUACGUGUUUAUAAUGUACAAUACUUCUUGUUUCUACUCUUUCGUGUUAAUACAUAAUAACCUCACUAACAACAUAAUAAUCACAUGCAUUGUCAUUAGCUGGUGCACAAUUAUUCAAGCAAAUAGCGUUAUUUUAGGUAGUAUUAGAAUUGCGAAUAUAAGUUGGUGUCCACAUUGAAGUCACAUGUACAUUGUAACCUAUAUAGAAACUGAAUAUUGAAGUUAAUGUUGGAAAAACAUUUCGUGUCCGAAUGUGAGAAAAGAACACUGCAAGGUUUUGCUAUUAAUCACCAGACCAAAAACCGUUCUCAGUCCUACCUUUAUUAAAAUUAUAUUUUAUUUUUACAGCGAGUAUUGAUAAAAAGCGGAUGUUUUGAGUGUGGUUUUGUCUUAAAAACCUAUACGAGUGAAUGAUCUUUAAUUUAAUGUCUUUAAUCAGUUGGAUGUUUGUAUGAUGGAUUUGUCUAGAAGUAAACGGUUAGGGUAUCUAUGAAGAUAAUCAAAGAUUUGUAAGUGAUCAAUUGACUAUCAAACAAUGAAAUCAAUAUUUGACCCACAUGUAUCCAGGGUCUUAGCUAGAGGGCCGUGUUGGCCGUGUUAUCGCGGCCAAAAGUGGCAGAACACGGCUAGAUAAAAUGAACGCGGCUUCAUUAUUUAUAUAAGGCCGUGUAGGUUCAUAAAAUAAGGUGAUGCUACAGUACUUACAACACACAGAAUUUCUUCCAAUUUACGAAAUGUGAUCCGUGAUGUUUUAAUGUUUUGAUGGAUAAUGGGAACUGUAUGGUGUUAAAAUGGUUUUAAAUGUCCCCAAGAGUUGCUGAAAUAACUUAAUAUUCUAAUGUCACUGCGCAGUAUGAGCGUAUGCUCGUCUUGAAUUUGGUUGCAAAGCAUAGAACAGCCACAGGCAUUGUCUGUUGUUGGCGAGUAUAACUAGAACCGUGAAUUUAGCUACUCAAAGUAAUUGACAUGUGCACACCCUGGUCAUUAGAAACACGCCCAAGAUCUCAAAUCCUAGCUAAGACCCUGCAUGUAUCCCACAUUGCAUUGCGCAUACCUAAUGUUUAGAUGGAUUGCGUGACUUAAGCACUUCUAGGGUCAAUUAUGGGUCUUCAGCUUUACAAUUCAAGUCAAAGAGAUUACAGUACUAUCAUUCAUAUUAUCAACCGAUUCUUAUUUUUUGUGAUAUAUGUUCUUUUUACAGUCCCAUGAAAUCAAUCAAAUUACAAGCAACGUUGGUAAUCUUCAAUUUCGUAGUUUCACUGAAGAAUCACAUGCCACUGCUGUGACGUCAUCUCAAGACUCGUUAGGCCGAUGGCGAUGGGAGUAUGGUCAAAUAGACUAUGGUGGUGUUGACAGCUUUGAAAACAUUCAACGAAGAUUGGAUGAAACUCUUUCUUGAAUUGAAUACGAAUAUUCACUUGAUUACUAAACAACACGAUUUCAUGGUUGUUCACGCCAUAUAUAGUAGAUUAUGGUGUAAUUAAGGUGCCUGGAAGGGGGUGGCCAACUACUUAACUCGCGCUUAUCGAUACAAUAGGUCACAAUAGGUGACAGAGGUAGAAGACUCGAUCUAAACGGCCCAUUCAGGGACGUUUGUAGAUACAGUCGAUUUCACAAAACGUUUGCCAAAAUGUUCCAAACUUCGUUCCGAAGUUCGCAACUUCACAAAUCGGUUUGCGAACUUCGGGACGUUUUGGCAAAGGUUUUGUGAAAUCGACUGUAAAAGUCUACGUUCGUUGACGAGUGUUGCCACGCAGCUGAAUCUUAUCAAAAGUUUGUAGCAAUAAGCUUUAUUAAUUUGAUAAGUAUUCGCAUCUGAUUUGUAUAUGCAAUAUGCAUGGCAAUUGCAAAGGCCUACCACUAAUACUUUUACCCGACAAAGUAUAUUAAAUAUCAAAAUAUUAUUGUCGCAGUUGAUCAGUGAAGCCAUGUGCAUGUAAGUCAUUUAUUUGAGCUAUACGUUUGCACUGUACAGUACCAUUCGAAUUAAUGUGCUGGAAUUACUGUAUGAAAUUCAAGUGUAUGAAAUUCGCGUGGUACUUGCUCAGUCUUAGAUUACAAGUAAGGUAUGGAUUGCAAACAUUUAAAAUUUAUAAUUUGUAUGGCUAUAGUUAACGUUUACUGCACCGCCCUAACUCUUUCGAACGGUCUUAAUAUGGCGUCAAUUACCUUGAAAUAGUAUGCAUAUAAUAAACUUAACCUUGCCCUAUAGCGACUACUUAGUAAUUAUAUUCCAAAAACAAUAAUAUUCAAUAUGUAUAUAUACAAUCUCGGUAUAUAUAUAUGAUAUAUUUAGGGAGUCAUAGAUGGUGUAAAACUAGAAGACAUGUGAUUAUAGAAAAUAAAAUUUUGUGG